AUGCCGUGCUGCUGCUCUGGCGGUCACCGCCUCAAGUACGCCACCCCAGGUCGGGCACCACCCGACCCACAACUCUUUCCUCACUACAUGCAAAAUGCGCAGAACCUGUGGUUGCACUUCAACGAGUGGUGGCCGCAUGGUGACGGUGGCAGCUGCCCGACCCCGCCAAUUAAAGGCGUCAUUUUUAUCGUGCCUGGCUUGGGCGAGCACACCGGCCGCUACGACUCCGUCGCGCUCCGACUCAACCAGGAGGGCUACGUUGUCUUUUCUAUGGACAAUCAAGGCACUGGUGGGAGCGAAGGGGAGCGGCUAUACGUUGAGCGCUUCACGCACUUCGUCGACGACGUCUGCGCGUUCAUUCUGUUCAUUCAGACACGGUACCCGGCCCUCAAGAGCCAGCCAACCUUUCUUAUGGGGCACUCGAUGGGGGGGCUCAUUGCCGUUCUGGUGGCGGAGAGGGAUGCAAGCGGCUUCCGCGGGGUCGUCCUGAGCGGCCCAGCUCUGGGGCUGUCGACGCCCGUCCCCCGUUUUAUGCGGUCGCUCGCGGGCUUUCUCUCAAAGUGGUUCCCGAAGGUGCCGGUGCGCAAGCUCAACCCCAAACUCGUCAGCUACAACACGCCUGUCGUGCAACUUGUGCAGCAGGACCCAUUUUACUCCAACGCGAUGCUUCGCGCGCGCUUCGUCGAUGAGAUGCUGAAUGCGCAGGAUCGCGCCGCCGAAGCCGCGUCAACGGCAAAGUUUCCUUUUCUUAUCGUCCACGGUGAGAAGGACGAGCUCUGCUCGUUAGAGAUGUCGAAGUGUUUCUUCGAGAACGCGCUGUCACUGGACAAGCAUCUGGCCUCCUACCACCGUGCCGGGCACGAAGUACUGACGGAGCUGUGCCGAGAUGAGGUGAUGGCAGACGUGAUGAAGUUCAUCAACGAGCGGGCGGGGUGA
Messenger RNA from Leishmania mexicana MHOM/GT/2001/U1103, 936 nucleotides. Its product is annotated as putative monoglyceride lipase. Bases 1 to 936 code for a protein of 311 amino acids. The record is from RefSeq and is a predicted model, not a curated record. The transcript has a single exon. Gene Ontology annotation, cellular component: membrane. Lineage: Eukaryota; Euglenozoa; Kinetoplastea; Trypanosomatida; Trypanosomatidae. Gene Ontology annotation, molecular function: lipase activity.